This is a messenger RNA of Labeo rohita (rohu), 2796 nucleotides long. RefSeq names its product E3 ubiquitin-protein ligase TRIM16-like. The record is from RefSeq and is a predicted model, not a curated record. Lineage: Eukaryota; Metazoa; Chordata; Actinopteri; Cypriniformes; Cyprinidae. Bases 68 to 1753 code for a protein of 561 amino acids. Gene Ontology annotation, molecular function: protein binding; zinc ion binding. The transcript has 6 exons.
AUAACAACUGUCAUCUUAAGUGCUGUUUAGCUGUGUCGUGUCUCUGUCUGUGUGUGUAUGCAGUGAAAUGGCUGAAGCUAGGGUGUCCCAGGACCAGUUCAGCUGUCCAGUGUGUCUGGAUCUAUUAAAGGAUCCAGUGACUAUUCCCUGUGGACACAGUUACUGUAUGAGCUGCAUUACAGACUGCUGGGAUCAAGAGGAUCAGAAGAGACUCUACAGCUGCCCUCAGUGCAGACAGACCUUCAGUCCAAGACCUGCUUUAUAUAAAAACACCAUGCUGGCUGAAGUGGUGGAGCAACUGAAAAAGACUAAACUCCAAACUGAUGUUCCUGCUGAACCUGGAGAUGUGGAGUGUGAUGUCUGUACUGAAAGAAAACACAAAGCUGUGAAGUCCUGUCUGUUGUGUCUAAACUCUUUCUGUCAAAAUCACCUUGAACAACAUGAGAAUCUCUUCAAAGGAAAGAGACACAAUUUAAUGGAUGCCACUGGACGACUUCAGAAGAUGAUCUGCUGUAAACAUGAAAAACUGCUGGAAAUUUUCUGCCGCACUGACCAGAGUUGUAUAUGUUUGCUCUGUAUGGUGGAUGAACAUAAAGAUCAUGAGACUGUAUCAACUGCAGCAGAAAGGACAGAGAAACAGAAACAAUUGGAUGAGACACAAAGGAAAUUUCAGCAGCAAAUCAAGAAGAGAGAGAAGAAGCUUCAGGAGCUGAAAGAGGCUGUGAAGGCUCACAAGCGCUCUGCACAGACAGCAGUGGAGAACAGUGAGAAGAUCUUCAGUGAACUCAUCAGCUCCAUUGAGAGAAGACGCUCUGAGAUCACCCAGACAAUCAGAGAUCGUGAAAAGACUGUAGUGAGUCGAACCGAAGGUCUCUUGAGGAGACUGGAGCAGGAGAUUGAUGAACUGAAAAGGAGAAAUGCUGAGCUGGAGCAGCUUUCACUCACACAUGAUCACAUCCAUUUCCUCCAGAGUAUCCCAUCUCUCCCUGUUCCUCCUGGAUCUUCAUAUGUUCCCAGUAUCACUGAUGGUUCCUAUAAUGAUGCUGGAGAAUCAGUGUCUCAAAUGAGUGAGAGCCUGGAGAAUUUCUGCAGAAAGGAGACUGAAAAGAUAUGUGGUAAAGUGAGAUGCAUCCAGAUCAUUCCCACCCCGGAAUAUGAGAGCAGGAAAGACUUCCUAAACUAUUUCCAUCGAUUUACUAUGGAUCCAAACACAGCGCAUGAACGCCUCCGUCUGUCUGAGGGGAACAGAGUGGUGACUUACAGUAGAGCACUUCAAGCGUAUCCUGAUCAUCCAGACAGAUUUGAUAGAUAUCUUCAGGUAUUGUGUAGAGAGAGUGUGUGUGGACGCUGUUACUGGGAGGUUGAGUGGAUUGGAAAGGAUGAUGUGUCUGUAUCAGUGUCAUAUAAGAGCAUCAGCAGGAUGGGAAUUGAUAAUGAGUGUAGAUUUGGACAUAAUGACAAUUCCUGGAGUUUGACCUGCUCUCCCCAUCAUUGUGCAUUCUGGCACAAUAACAAUAAGACUCUGCUCCCUGCAGUGUCCAGCUCUUCUAGAAUAGGAGUGUAUGUGGAUCACAGUGCAGGAAUUCUGUCCUUCUACAGCGUCUCUGACACAAUGAACCUCAUCCACAGAGUCCAGACCACAUUCACUCAACCUAUCUAUCCUGGUUUUAGUUUUCUUUCAGAUCCUUUCACUAAGUUUUUAAAAUUUUGGUUUGUUUCAAAAUAUUCAGCAGUGAAACUGUGUGAUGUAUAAAUAUAUUCCCAUGGAUUCAGCAAAUAACAGUAAUUUUUGCUUAAUAAAAUUAAUACUAUUGAGACAAGAAUGCAUUGCUUGGUAAUGACAUACACUUGCUGACGUUACAAAUUUGACUAGUUCAAGAAUACAUGAAUGUAAAGCUUUUGAGCAAUCCAGGGUCAUUGGAAAAUAUGUGACCCUGGCUUUUUUACUGCCAACAAAUGUAUGUAUAGGUACCUUUUUGCAGUUUUGCAGGAAUGUAACCACAGUCAUGUAUUUUACAUUGUUCACAGUGCACCAGGGACUGACGAAAGCAUGAAAGGAUGCCCUGUGCCAUUAUCCCAUCAAUGCAUUUGUUAUCAUUUUACUUUUUUAAAUAAUCAUAUUGCUGUCAGCAUUUUCUGAUUUGACAUUUUAUCGCAGUAGACAAUACUAUCACAGAGAAACAAAAUGACCGUUAAAAUUAGUCCACAAAUCAAUUCUGAUAGAACUAAAUGUGCAAUGUGCAAAGCUGACUAUACUGAAGCAGAUUUUCAUUUUAUCUGAAAAAACAUUUACUGAUUAAAGUAUAAAAGUGUAUAAAUAAAUUAAUAGAUUUCUUAACAUUUGUUUCCUCAGUCUUGCAUGUUCCAUGUCUGUUGCUGCAAAACAUCAGUAAUCUGAGAUCAGACUUUCAUUUUUAACCCCUAUCACAAGCAGUUCUCUUUUAGACACGUUUUUUAAGUUUACUCUUUGAUGGAAAUUAGGCUACUGUAUUGUGAGUUCAGAGAAAUGUUAUCAUUUGUGCCAGUAUCUAUCUAUCUAUCUAUCUAUCUAUCUAUCUAUCUAUCUAUCCAUCCAUCCAUUUUAAAACUAAUUCAGGCCAGACUUUCUCAAGACUGAAGUCGUGUUUGACUUAUGGACCCUGUUAAUUGUUGUUCAUUAUACACAGUGAUUAUAAGCAUAUAUUACUCUUUCUGCAGUAUACAGUAACAAUGAUAUUUUUUGUAACAGAAUGCUGUGACACUGCAUACUGUAUCCCAAAAUGCAAACCUGGCUUUCUGUUUCCAGUGGGAGAAAUA